CCUCCUGGUCAGACGAACCUCCUCAGCUGACCUCGCUGGAUGUGGGGGAAGAGCAGCUCGACUCUUAGCCUCUCCCUGGAUGCUGGAGCUCCUCUCUUUCUCUGCGAGACUGGCCCUGAGAGAGGAAGCUCGUUUCUGCCAGGUUUAUCCAGAACCAUGCCCUUUGGAUCAAGGUGAUCAUCUGAAUCCUGCAGAAAAAAAACCUCCAAACCCAUCUAUCCACCUCCGCCACUAUGACUAACAGGACUCCAGUCUGUGAGGCUGACUGCUAAUCAGGAUACCUUGAAGAUGGCGAGCUCUGACUGGACCGAGGGGCCUCUGCAUUGGGUCAUAAGGUGAUCCACCCUGGAAACCGGCAGAACCCCCACCGGACUUUAUCUGGAAACGUUCCUCUCCCCGAUGCUUAACGCUGAGAAUCUGAAUCCCGAGACGUUUUGCUGUAACCUAUGAGAACUGAACCUGGCGCUGUGAUCCAGCUCUCUGGUCUCCCGCCUUCAUCCCUCAGCCGCAGACGUCAGUGGAACCUUUCAAUCUGCUGUGACAUUCAGGUUAAUCUGAUUAUGAAGCUUUCCCCUGAGACUUCUCUUUGUCAAUGACGGCCAUGAUGGAGACUCCUUUCUACCACGACGACUCCCCCGCCGUCCCCAGCUUCAGCCAGGUUGCAGAGUACGAGCGUUACCCAGGAAGUAAGAUGCUGAUGAGUAAGAAGGCCAUGUCCAUGGCUGGAAGCCACCACUUCCUGAGUGGGGGCAGUAACGCAGCAGUGGGAAGGAGUGGGAACCACAACAACCUGGUGCUCACCGGUAACGGCGCCUUGAUGACAUCAACCUCGUCAUCUACGCCGUCGUCUGCAGAUAUGAACCUGCUAAAGCUGGCGUCCCCCGACCUGGAGCAUCUCAUCAUCCAGUCUAACCAGGGACUGGUCACCACGAGCCCGGUGUCCAACUCCAGCAACCCUUUCCUCUACCGCAACCAGGCCACCAACGAGCAAGAGGGGUUCGCAGACGGCUUCGUUAAAGCCCUGGCGGACCUUCACAAACAGAACCAGUUGGUGGGAGGUGGACACAUGUCCCCGUCCUCGUCCUCCACCGUCUCCCUGCAGGCGUCCUACCAGAGGAAUCUGAUGUCCGGAGGAGACAUGCCGGUCUACACCAACCUGAGCAGCUACAACCCCGGCCAGAUUCCUUACCCCAGCGGGCAGAUGGCGUAUGGUGGAGGUUCAGGGCAUGGUGGCGGUGGCCCCCCCACCCACGCCCGAGGUCUAGACGCCCCUCAGAUUGUCCCGGAGGUGCCCCACCCGCCGGGCGACCCCACCUCCCCGCCUUCCCUCUCCCCCAUCGACUUGGAGACGCAGGAGCGCAUCAAGGCGGAACGCAAGAAACUCCGAAACCGCAUCGCCGCGUCCAAGUGCCGGAAGCGGAAGCUGGAGCGAAUUUCGCGGCUCGAGGAGAAGGUGAAGGUGCUGAAGAGUCAGAACUCGGACCUGGCCUCCACCGCUGCAAUGCUGCGGCAGCAGGUCGCUCAGCUCAAACAGAAGGUCAUGAGUCACGUGACCAACGGCUGCCAGAUCGCUGUGGCGUCCGGAGCGGCCUCCAAAUCUGGGGGAGGAACCGGCAGUGAGGACUCCAGCUGCUGAGGAGGUUCACCAGGAGGAGGUCAAUGAUUGGAUGAGAAGCCGAAAGGCCAAAGGUUUUCUACAACUAUGGCAUUUUGCCCAGAUUGUUAGAACAAGCACUGGGCGGGACUCUUGGUGUUGAGAAACCUGGAUCUUACUGGGAUUAACAGCCCGACAGUUCAGAUGAGCCAACCUUCCAGUCCAAGUAGGACAAAGGGAAAGCAACAAAUGGAGCAGGAUGGAUUAAUCUCUUUAAAUCCUUCCAAUUUGGGAUUCUGACACUGAAAUAUUAAAGGCAAGACCAGCAUUUCUGACACAUCUUUAACCAUCUGGUGGGAUUUGCUCACAGCCAGAUUCCCAACGUUUUUUAAUUUCAGCUCGUUGUUUCCCUCAGAUGUCGCCUGAGAAUCA
Fundulus heteroclitus (mummichog) is the source of this 2026-nucleotide messenger RNA. Its product is annotated as JunE proto-oncogene, AP-1 transcription factor subunit. The record is from RefSeq and is a predicted model, not a curated record. Gene Ontology annotation, cellular component: transcription regulator complex. The transcript has 2 exons. The coding region runs from base 593 to 1636 and encodes 347 amino acids. Gene Ontology annotation, biological process: regulation of cell population proliferation; regulation of transcription by RNA polymerase II; regulation of cell cycle. Lineage: Eukaryota; Metazoa; Chordata; Actinopteri; Cyprinodontiformes; Fundulidae. Gene Ontology annotation, molecular function: RNA polymerase II cis-regulatory region sequence-specific DNA binding; DNA-binding transcription factor activity, RNA polymerase II-specific; transcription factor binding.